This is a messenger RNA of Juglans regia (Persian walnut), 982 nucleotides long. RefSeq lists its product as uncharacterized. Lineage: Eukaryota; Viridiplantae; Streptophyta; Magnoliopsida; Fagales; Juglandaceae. Gene Ontology annotation, biological process: cell surface receptor signaling pathway. The transcript has a single exon. The record is from RefSeq and is a predicted model, not a curated record. The annotation marks the transcript as partial. Gene Ontology annotation, molecular function: protein binding.
UGGGAGGCACCAGUGUUUUGACCUCGUAAACCCCGUUCGCCAUUAACCAUUUAGCUCAGCAGCAAAGUCUUCCAUGGUUUUUUUAUGCCCAUAAACUCCUCCACCAAAUUCAAGGGCCAAAAACUAUUCCUAGAAGGCAAUACGGGAAGAACCCAUUCUUUCUUUAGCUUCCUUGUUUCUUGAUCUGAUCUUUGUGUUGUAGUCAACUGUAGUGAAAGACUUUGAAGGUUGGUCCGCCGUGGUGGCCAUGGCGGAUUUUGUGAAACAAAUCUUGGCAACGCCAAUCCAAUUAGCUGACCAAGUCGCCAAGGCCGCAGAAGAGGCCAGUUCGUUCAAGCAGGAGUGUGCGGAGAUUAAAUCCAAGACCGAGAAGCUUGCCGGGCUUCUCCGGCAGGCUGCCAGAGCCAGCUCCGAUCUCUAUGAGCGACCCACCCGGCGGAUUAUCGACGACACCGAUCAAGUCCUCGAGAAGGCUCUAUCCCUCGUGGUCAAGUGCCGCGUCAACGGCAUCGUGAAGCGCGUUUUCACCAUCAUCCCCACCGCUGCCUUUCGCAAAAUGUCCGCCCAGCUCGAGAAUUCGAUUGGGGACUUGUCUUGGCUGCUCCGCGUGUCAGCUCCGGCCGACGAUCGUGGCGACGAGUACUUGGGUCUGCCUCCUAUUGCAGCAAACGAGCCAAUUCUGUGUCUCAUAUGGGAACAGAUUGCGAUUCUUUCUACGGGUUCGCUCGAGGACCGAUCCGAUGCGGCGGCUUCACUGGUUUCCCUUGCCCGGGACAAUGAUCGGUACGGGAAGCUGAUCAUUGAGGAAGGUGGGGUGGGACCCUUGUUAAAACUGAUCAAAGAGGGCAAACAGGAAGGGCAAGAGAACGCUGCCCGGGCGAUUGGGCUACUGGGACGCGACCCGGAAAGCGUCGACCACAUGAUCGUCGCGGGUGUAUGUUCGGUGUUUGCGAAAAUCCUCAAAGAAGGCCCCAUGAAAGUC